Cavenderia fasciculata is the source of this 396-nucleotide messenger RNA. It is a transcript of the gene commd6, whose product is annotated as COMM domain-containing protein 6. Bases 1 to 396 code for a protein of 131 amino acids. Lineage: Eukaryota; Evosea; Eumycetozoa; Acytosteliales; Cavenderiaceae. The record is from RefSeq and is a predicted model, not a curated record. The transcript is spliced from 4 exons.
AUGCAAAAACAAGAAAAAUCAGAGGAGAAUGCUGCACAUAAAUCAUCAUCUUCAUCAUCUUCAUCAACAUUCACUACAAAUAACAACGAAAAGUAUUCAUCAUCAUCUUCACAAUCAAACUCUUCAAAACGACCGAAUCGAUUAAAGAGAACACAAACAUCAUUCAAAGUUAAAGUUUUCAAUAUUGGACAACUUGUUGACUUUCAAUGGAAAUUGGGAGUAUCUGUAUCAUCAAAUCAUUCUCAAGAACUCAAUGUUCCAUUUAUAUCUGUAUUUAUUAAAGUGUUAAACUCCAACAAUGACAUUUCAUCCCAUUCCUUUGAAUUAACUGUCCCUGAAUUUCAAGAUUUUGCCCAACAAUUUAAAGAUAUUGAUUCAUUAAUGAAUGCUCUUUAA